CGCGGUGACAAUUACCGGGUUGCCACAUCUAGAAAGAAGACAAAAAAGAACCUUAAAGAAGAUGAUUUGGCUGAUCUCAAGCAGGAAUUGGACAUGGAUGAACAUCGUAUCUCCUUGGAGGAACUAUAUAUGCGGCUUGCCACCGAUCCGGUGAAUGGUUUAACUGGGGAUCAGGCCAAACUGAGACUUGAGCGUGAUGGACCAAAUGCACUAACUCCUCCGAAGACAACCCCUGAAUGGGUAAAGUUCUGCAAACAACUGUUUGGUGGCUUUUCGCUCCUACUUUGGGUCGGCGCAAUUCUCUGCUUUGUAGCAUUCUCAAUAGAGAGCAGUACUUAUGAGGACCCACCGAAAGAUAAUCUCUAUCUUGGGAUUGUGUUGACGGCUGUCGUGGUCAUCACUGGUUGCUUCUCUUAUUAUCAAGAAUCAAAAUCGUCACGUAUUAUGGAGUCAUUCAAGAAAAUGAUACCCCAGACUGCGAUGGUAAUUCGAAACGGAACAAAAAUCGAGGCGCCCGCUGAAGCGCUCGUGGUUGGCGAUCUGAUUGACGUGAAGUGCGGUGACCGGGUCCCUGCCGACAUUCGAAUAAUAUCAGCCAGCUCGUUCAAAGUUGAUAAUUCAGCACUCACUGGGGAAUCUGAACCACAGUCACGCACGGCUGAGUAUACGAACGAGAAUCCCCUAGAAACGAAGAAUUUAGCAUUUUUCUCGACCAAUGCAGUGGAUGGCACUUGCCGAGGUAUUGUGGUGAGCACCGGGGAUCGAACAGUGAUGGGCCGGAUUGCGAAUCUUGCUUCCGGCUUGCAAAUCGGCCAGACUCCGAUAAGCCGAGAAAUCAGCCACUUUAUCCACAUAAUCACCAGCGUGGCUGUCUUCCUUGGAGUGUCGUUUUUCGUCAUUGCCUUGCUACUGGGCUACUACUGGCUGGAAGCUGUCAUUUUUCUAAUCGGCAUUAUUGUCGCAAACGUGCCUGAAGGUUUACUGGCUACUGUCACGGUUUGUCUGACUCUCACUGCAAAGCGCAUGGCGAGUAAAAAUUGUCUAGUCAAGAACUUAGAAGCUGUUGAAACUCUGGGUUCGACAAGUACAAUCUGUUCAGAUAAGACUGGCACUUUGACCCAAAACCGAAUGACAGUUGCACACAUGUGGUUUGACAACAAUAUCUAUAACGCGGACACGACGGACGACCAAUCGAUUGCCAACUACGAUAAGAGCUCACCUACUUGGAUGGCAUUGGCGCGAAUUGCCAUGUUGUGUAAUCGAGCUGAGUUCAAAGUGGGCGAAGAAAAUAAGCCUGUGCUCAAGCGUGAAUGCAAUGGUGACGCAUCUGAAUCUGCCCUACUAAAGUGCGUUGAACUGUCGUUUGGUGGCGUGACAGAGUAUCGACGUCAAAAUCCCAAAGUUGCCGAGAUUCCCUUCAAUUCUACGAACAAAUAUCAACUUUCUAUUCACGAGACCAACGACGGAGACGAUCGUUUUCUGAUUGUUAUGAAGGGUGCUCCUGAACGGAUCCUAGAUCGUUGUAGUACCAUCCUACUGGAAGGCAAAGAGGAGACAAUGACUGACGAGUGGCGUGACCAAUUCAACAGUGCCUAUUUGGAAUUAGGGGGAAUGGGUGAACGUGUUUUGGGCUUCUGCGAUGUGCGUUUACCAAAGGAAACAUUUGGCAAAGAUUUCAAAUUCAAUGUGGACGAAGUAAACUUCCCAAUCACCAACAUGCGCUUCGUUGGCCUUAUGUCCAUGAUUGAUCCUCCACGUGCUGCUGUUCCCGACGCGGUAGCUAAGUGCCGUUCUGCCGGUAUCAAGGUUAUUAUGGUUACUGGUGACCACCCAAUCACCGCCAAGGCGAUUGCCAAAGGAGUCGGUAUCAUUUCAGAAGGGAGCAAGACUGUGGAUGAUAUUGCUGCGGAGCGUGGGAUCACCGUACGCCAGGUCAAUCCUCGGGAUGCGAAUGCAUGUGUGAUCCAUGGAUCCGAUCUGCGUGAUAUGACCCCGGCCCAGAUCGAUGAGAUUUUGCAGAACCACAACGAAAUUGUGUUUGCUCGUACCAGUCCACAGCAGAAACUAAUCAUUGUCGAAGGUUGCCAACGUCAAGGUGCGAUUGUGGCUGUGACUGGCGAUGGAGUGAACGACAGUCCGGCUUUGAAACAGGCAGAUAUUGGAGACUCACUGUCAGCCUCUAACGCCUAUGGGUUUGAAGUGCUACCGGGGAGUCUGCUCACAGAUAUCGAGUACGCAGACGACAUAGUUCUUCUUGGAUCUCAUGCUGUGGCACUGCAAACAGUAUUGAAUAAUCUGAAUAGUUCUGUCUCACGGUUUGGCACGCGCUUGACACCUGCAAAGUGCAAAGUGCUACUGCAAGACUGGGUAGACUCGAGCCCUAGCCUCAUGCUUGUAGGUGUAGCCAUGGGAAUUGCCGGGAGUGAUGUGAGCAAACAGGCGGCGGAUAUGAUUUUGCUGGACGAUAACUUCGCCUCUAUUGUGACAGGUGUUGAGGAAGGACGAAUCAUUUUCGAUAAUCUCAAGAAAUCCAUCGCCUACACACUAACCUCCAACAUUCCUGAGAUCACUCCAUUCCUUGUCUACAUUUUGGCCGACAUACCCUUGCCGUUGGGUACGAUCACCAUUCUAUGUAUUGACUUGGGGACAGACAUGGUACCUGCCAUUUCAUUAGCUUAUGAGGAAGCUGAGGCCGAUAUCAUGAAACGAAUGCCCCGCGAUCCACUUCAUGACAAACUGGUCAACGAACGUCUCAUCUCAAUGGCUUACGGUCAAAUUGGAAUGAUUCAGGCGUCCGGAGGUUUCUUUGUUUAUUUUGUCAUCAUGGCUGAGAAUGGUUUUUGGCCCACCAGGCUGUUGGGAAUUCGUGAAGAAUGGGACUCAAAGGCUGUUAACGACUUGGCUGAUUCGUACGGACAAGAGUGGACCUACACUCAGCGUAAGCGUCUUGAGUACACCUGCCACACAGCCUUCUUUGCAUCCAUUGUGAUCGUGCAGUGGGCCGAUCUGAUGAUUUGUAAGACUAGAAGGAACUCAAUUUUCCAACAAGGAAUGUGGAACCAUCAUUUGACCUUCGGAUUGUUUUUCGAGACCAGCUUGGCCAUCUUCCUUUCGUAUUGCCCUGGCCUGGAGAAAGGUUUGCGGAUGAUGCCUCUACGCCCUGACGAGCAUUUUUCGGCAGGCCUCAGUUCCCUCCCGGAUCUUUCCACCACUCCGCCGUUCGACGUCCCUAUUUUGAUUCAUUUGCACACAUCUACAAACUCUGCUUCUCCACUCGAAUCAUUUCCUCGUAUUCUCACUUUCACUCUCUUUUUCAACAGUGCAUCUACUGCGUCUAUUCUCUUACGUUGUGAUAUGUUGGUGGACGUUGCGGAGAGUUUGUCGAUGACCCUUAUCCCCUACUUCAUUAUUUGA
This is a messenger RNA of Opisthorchis viverrini, 3414 nucleotides long. RefSeq lists its product as hypothetical. The record is from RefSeq and is a predicted model, not a curated record. Lineage: Eukaryota; Metazoa; Platyhelminthes; Trematoda; Opisthorchiida; Opisthorchiidae. The annotation marks the transcript as partial. Gene Ontology annotation, cellular component: membrane. Gene Ontology annotation, molecular function: ATP hydrolysis activity; P-type sodium:potassium-exchanging transporter activity; ATP binding. The transcript has 16 exons. Gene Ontology annotation, biological process: potassium ion import across plasma membrane; proton transmembrane transport; sodium ion export across plasma membrane.